UCCUUCCCCUCUCUCACCCACGCUGCUCUCCUGCGCCGUGGAGCGCGUCUCAGCAGCUUCUUCUCCCCAAAAAGGGACGGAUCUUAGUCAGGAGAGUCAGAGGAGUUUGGAUCUGCGUGGAAGUCAGCUCCAUGGAUUCAUCUCUGGAGUUCUCCAGCUCUCUGGGCAGCGUGUCCUCCCUGCUCAGCCGCUGUCGGACCUUUAAAGUCUUGGUGAUUGGAGACUCCGGGGUGGGGAAGACCUGCCUGACGCACCGGCUGUGCGCAGGAGAGUUCCCACGCAGGACAGAGGCCACGAUCGGCGUGGACUUUCGCGAGAGAGCGCUGGAGAUUGAUGGAGAGAAAAUAAAACUCCAGCUGUGGGACACUGCAGGUCAGGAGCGCUUCAGGAAGUCCUUGGUGCAGCAUUACUAUCGGAACGUCCACGCCGUGCUUUUCGUUUAUGACGUCACCUGUCCGGCCAGUUUUAACGGGCUGGGUGCCUGGGUGGAGGAGUGCCGGCAGAACUCUCUGGGUCACGAAAUACCUCGGUUCCUCAUUGGGAAUAAAAGUGACCUCCGUAACGCCAGCAGCACCAGUUGCCAGGUGAGCCAGGAGCUGGCCAUGAACUUCGCCAAGACUCAUGCAAUGGUUUUCUUUGAGACGUCUGCCAAGAACCCACUUAAAAAACAGCUAAAUGGUCGACGAGGUGAAGUCGAGGAGAUGUUUCAGCAGAGUGGAGUGGAGGACAUUGUUACUGCUGUUGGUACAACACUUAAGAGACAUAAAACUCCUUUAACGGCUAACUCACCAGCCUACAGUGGGUCUUUUAAAGUUCACAAAAAAAAGCAGCAGAAAGAGCUGUGGACCUGCUGCUGAGCAUGGCUCUUUUCUGUUUUUUGGAUAGAAUAUGUGGACUUUAAAGCUUUUUAAUUUUUAAGAAUAUGAGUGUAAAAAUUGUAUUUUUGAUCAUUGCCUAAAUGUUUUGUAAAAAGAGCUUUUUUUUUCUAGUUGAUGCCUUCCUUGAA
Molecule: messenger RNA, 1006 nt
Organism: Cyprinodon variegatus (sheepshead minnow)
Lineage: Eukaryota; Metazoa; Chordata; Actinopteri; Cyprinodontiformes; Cyprinodontidae
Product: ras-related protein Rab-33B-like
Exons: 3
Coding region: 132-857 (241 amino acids)
Biological process (GO): Rab protein signal transduction
Cellular component (GO): endosome; Golgi apparatus
Molecular function (GO): GTPase activity; GTP binding
Source: RefSeq, a predicted model, not a curated record